AUGCUUACUAGCUCGCUAGGGUUUCACUACAUGAUUCAAUGCCUAACCGGCAAGAAUGUCUCUAGAGACCCCAAGUCCCUGGACAUCCCAUUCGUCAUGUCUCUCGUCUGCUUCCAAAUCAUCUGGAACAGCGUCUUGAUCUUGGUCAACCCAGUUGCACACCGAAUCCUGAAGGUUUCAUGUUCGUUGUAUCAACCUAAGCGUUGCGACCAGAGUUAG
Messenger RNA from Aspergillus nidulans FGSC A4, 219 nucleotides. RefSeq lists its product as uncharacterized. NCBI's taxonomy places the organism in Eukaryota, Fungi, Ascomycota, Eurotiomycetes, Eurotiales, Aspergillaceae. The record is from RefSeq and is a predicted model, not a curated record. The transcript is spliced from 2 exons. The coding region runs from base 1 to 219 and encodes 72 amino acids.